AUGCCUUUUAACUUGGGUCAUAGGUGGUAUUAUUUGUGCCCCCCAAUGGCAUCAUUCUACGCCGGCAGUUGUCUGGGCCUAAUAGCACACUCUAUAAUCAAAUCUCGCAUCAGAGAAAUGAAGUCCCGGAAAAUGAUCAAAAGCUCCUGUCCCAAAAAAUUCCGCACCUUCACUCUGUUCAACUCAUUACCCAGAGAACUACAAUUGGCUGUCUGGAAGCACGCACUCCAUGACAUCGAGCCUCGAACCGUUAAACUCAAAUUGUAUUGGUGGCAAUACAAAGUGGGCGGGUCAGAAGUUCGAGAAUUUCUAGGUUCUAUCCUUACUGCACAACAUGAAUACAAAGCCAAUAUUCCGGCCUUGCUUCAUGUUUGUCAUGAUUCACGAGAAGUCGCCCAAACGAAAUACAAGCUUAGCUUUGGAAAAUUACUACAAAGGCGACCCGUAUACUUUGAUAUCGAACGGGAUACUCUUUGGGUCGUGGGAGGACGAGACCACUGUGAAGCCUUUCCACUUCGAUUGUUGACUAUGGACGGCUUUCAAAACUUGAUCAUCACACCUUCACCAAGACAACUUUCCAUUGGGGCUACAGAAACAUCAUUUGAGCCACUAAAACAGUGGCUCGAUCGACUGAUCGUGCUCGAGCCGGUGGACAGAAUAGAGAACGAUAUUAGCAAUACGAACGCUGAACGUUUAUGCGAGGCAGUGCGAAAUCUCGGCAUACGGCAAGAUUGGAUUUUGGGGGAGGACAUUGGUAAGUGCACCAUUCCCCUAAAGACGUACACCAUCACUAACCAACAAUUGUUGAAGACUGAAGCAGAUGUCAUGUACUAA
This is a messenger RNA of Botrytis fragariae, 834 nucleotides long. RefSeq lists its product as uncharacterized. The coding region runs from base 1 to 834 and encodes 277 amino acids. The transcript has 4 exons. Lineage: Eukaryota; Fungi; Ascomycota; Leotiomycetes; Helotiales; Sclerotiniaceae. The record is from RefSeq and is a predicted model, not a curated record.